CCACAAAGCGACGUGGUCGCUCAAAGUAAAUGACGGGGAAAGUGCGGGGCAUCUGGAAAAAAGUGCCCACUUAGAGUUGCGUAACUUUAUUUACGAGAUCACUUCACGCUCCCAAUAACGUACAACCGGCCGCGUCUCAAUCUACUUUUAGUUUGUGCUUCGUGUGUAAAUGGCCCAUUUUCCACAUGGCCGUGGGUCGUACUUGAUCCACGGGCUCAGCGGGGAGCGGGUGCGUGAGUGGAUGUGCUGAGUCCGGCGAUGAUGAAAGUGAUGAAAGGACACAACUCAUUCACGGUGGGGAAAACUCCUCCACGCGAAAACAGAUCAAUGUGUCACUUUGUCUGGCAACAAAUCGGGCUUCUGCCGAGUGGGUUUUAUGCUGACGCAUGCUUUCUUUCAUCCGCUUUAAAAACGACCCGGUUUAAAACCCCACCGCCUCGCGUCGGGCGGGUGUCGUAAUGUGGUGAGUUUAACUUCAAGACGCGAGACGACUCAUUUAUUUAUCUGCUGUGAAGAUGUGUUGGGGCUUUUUCAUCUUGUUCUCCCGUUAGUGAUGACUGCCGCCUCGUGCAUCUGGGCUCACGUAUGAAAGGCCUUCUGACCAGAACCCCUCCUGUCGUCCCGAUAUUGAUUCUCAGUGUGCUGAUUUGGCUUUUAUUUCUAUCUUCAACCCCCACCAGCACCGUGUGGUCACUUAAGCCCCGAGUUAAAGGGUUAAAGGCUAAUUGUCUCCAAGCUGAUUGCCCAACUUCUGAAUGGCUUUUAGAAACGUAUUUAACUCGCCGGAGUUCGUUUCUGCGAGCGGUCAUCGUGGUCUGAUGGUUGAACCCGAGUCCAAAGCUGCCGCGUUUAUUCCCACAAGCCUUUCUCUCUCCACUUGUUCUGAGACCACCUUUAGGCUCUAAAACAAGUGUCUGUUGUAACGUGCUGUAGAAAUCAGCGGCACCUCGUAUGACGUGGAUGUGUCAUGAAACAAGGACACUAAAAUCCACUCAGAAGCCAGCUGUCAAAUACUAAUAUAAUUAGCUUUUUGUGUUGGACAUCCAAUCCCUGCUGACAUCAGCUUUCCCGGUGGCUAUUUUUAGUCGCAGCGGCAGCAUCGCCACGGGGACGACGGUGUCAGUCAGAAUCAAAUAUCCCAUAUAUGAAUAAAAUAAUAAGUAAAUGUCUCCAGUUGGCUUGAGUGAUGGCUUAAAUUCCCUUUAUGGCAGCCAGCUAGACCAUGUGACCACUCCCCUGACAUUUCAGCAACACCUCACUUGUAGACCCCAUCCCACACACACACUCACACACACCUCCACAAGUUCCUGCAGCAACAAAACACACUAAAAGAGGAAGCAGCAGGAACGCACGGGCCGCUUUCUUAAUUGUGGGUUGAUUUUUUGGAGGCCUUUCCCUCCAAUCAGUGCAGUCAUCUGUGUGCGAGGCCGGGACAAAGCCGGGGCCGCGUUGCCAUGGCGAGGGAUUGUUUGCAUCCACUCAUGCCGCUGGCCGUGUGGCAGCGCACGCACACACGCACACACGCACGCACGCCGUCGCAGGCUCUUUUGUCCCGUGGACCCUCCUCCCGCCGCCACAGCCCUGUUGUUCCUCUAAAAGCCAGGGCUCUGACCACAUCAUGCUGUCAGCCUGCUGCUAAGUCAUCUGGUGUCAGCAUGGACUUUAACGCACCACUAGCACCCCCUUGUGGUGUGGAGGAAUGAGGACCCCUUCUCUUAAUGAAGGCCAUGGAGCUGAAAGUGUGGGUGGACGGAGUGCAGCGCAUCGUCUGCGGGGUCACGGAGUUCACCACGUGCCAGGAAGUGGUCAUUGCUUUAGCACAAGCUAUCGGAAGGACCGGCAGGUACACUCUGAUCGAGAAGUGGCGCGACACCGAGCGCCACCUGGCGCCGCACGAGAACCCGGUGGUGUCGCUCAACAAGUGGGGCCAGUACGCCGGCGACGUGCAGCUGGUGCUCCAGCGAACCGGGCCCUCCGUCAGCGAGCGGCCCGCCUCGGACCGGCAGGCGCCCGCCCCGGAGCGCUGCUUCUACCGCCAGAGCCUGCCCCCACUGGCCAGGCUCCGGGCGCCCGGGGGCGGGGGCUCGCUCAGACGCAGGGAACCCAAGCGCAAGUCCCUGACCUUCAGCGGGGGGGCCAAGGGUCUGUGGGACAUAUUUGGGAGAAGCAGAGAUGCUGAAGCCAAGCAGCAGCGCGGGGUGAGUCUGAGCUUCGACAGGGAUGGAGGAGGAGGGGGAGGGGUAGCGUCUGUACCUGGGAGUCCAGCCAGGGAGCUGAGCCGGCUGGUGCAGCUGCAGCGAGGCAAGCUCCAGGCGCUGGAGGGCCGGCUCGUGGGCUGCGAGGCCGAGCUGCGAGACUGGGAGGACGUCAUCACUGAGGGAGAGCAGCUGGAGGAGGAGCUCCUGCUUCUGGAGCAGCAGGUGAGAAGGAACGAUGCCGAGAUGGAGGAGGAGGAGUUCUGGCAGGAAGAGCUGCACGCGGAGCAGGAGCGCGAGCGGCGGCUGCGGCCGCAGCUGGCCGAGCUGCAGGGGCGGCUGCGCGACUGCGAGGACAAGCUCUCUGAGUACGUGGCGCGCAUACAGAGCAUGGAGGCAGGACUGGAGCGGGAGCGGCUGCAGCAGGAGGCCGAGCUCCACAGGAGGGCCACCGAGGAGGAGGUCCGAGCGCGGCUGGAGAGCGCGAGGUCCGAGCUGGACGCGCAGGUCCGGCGCGCGGCGCGGCUGGAGAGCAGCUGCGGAGCACUGGAGCGCUCGCUGGGCCGGUCCGGCAGCAGGCUGCAGGAGAAGGAGCAGGAGCUGGAGCAGCUGACAAAGGAGCUACGACAGGUCAACCUGCAGCAGUUCAUUCAGCAGACUGGCACCAAGGUCACCGUGCUGCCUGCUCAGCCUGCUGGAGGGAACGCCAGUGAGGUGGAGACAGGUUCUCUGAAGAGACUUGGUUCCUCGCGUCUCUUGCCCAGCAACCUGCGUGCUCUGCAGAGCAUUGUCUCCUCCAGCCUUAACCCUGAGGGCAUCUAUGUUUGACCAGCAGACACUCCCAGGACACACUGUUGGAGGAUUGGGAUGCUCAAGUCAUCGCGGGGACUGCUGCAGUGCUCUGAAUAGAAAAGCUUGUCCAGAUAGCUAGUGGUCAGAGAAAUAAAACUGGUUUGGCAUCAUUUUUCAGGACUGAGACUCAGACUGAUGUCAACAUCCAUUUGUGAACUAGCACUCUCUGAAACUGAAUCUGAAAACUCUCUGAAUCUGUAAUAUAUAAUAAAGGAUGUGGGAUUAUACCGCUACAGGUCAGCAGGCAUUCAGCAAGAGGUUUGAGGCACGAAAUACCUACAGAAAUACCUUAUUUUUGUGUUGUGCAUCAUAAACUGUAGAGACUGUAGAGAUGCAAAAUUUAAUGUAAGCAAAUAUGAAAAAAGGUGAAGCACAAGCAUGAAACACACUUGUGCUAUAACCAUAGCCAUAUCUGAUUGCCUUACUCUGGAAACUGGAUGUCAGUAAGUGUGAACCCGAACACUGUACAGUAUGCGAAUGAAUUUACUAUUAGCAUCAAUUCAGGUGAUCUCUGGCCAUGAUGACUGCUGUCACAAUAGCGUCGCUUCAGUCUUUUUUCUUUUGUAUUUUGUAUUGAUUUGAACAGGAACUUGGCAUCAUUUUAAAGUGGACAACUCGUUAACCAUCAAUAUUACAGAACAACAUACCCCAAUAUCAGCUGAUUGUCACUUGGUUGGACUAUUUCAGGCUCCAGUGUGGCUUGUUUUUGCUUUGGGCUGUCAAUCUGCACUUUGUUCGUGUUCCUUCAGAGGCUCUGUCAUUGGAAUGGAUUGAUGCGGAAUCUGUUUAACAAAUCCUUCUUGGAAGACAAUUCCCAGUUCGGCCACUGGGUGGCAGCAAAACACAUGUUAUUUCGCCAGCGGAAAAGUUAACUCUGUGAAAGUUGAUUCUGCUUUGUUGUGUAACUAAGCCUCCAGCUGUGAGCUGUGAGUUACAACACCGGCCAAGUGUUCCACUGUGUUGUUUAAGCAGGGACCUAAGCGUUUCUGAUCGUCAUCCAUUUGUCCUGUCUGGAGCUAAAGGUGGCGCGUAUGAACCAAAGCUAGUGUGUAGUUAAGUGAAUGUACUUUUUAUAUGUAUUUGUUAAAAUAAUGCAAGUAUAAUACUAGGAGGUGUCACUUGAGCAUAAUCACUCAAAUUAGUGUCAGUAAGAUUUGAGUUUGCAAAUUAUGCCACAAAAAUUGCAAACUAGCCUUAUUUAAAUAAUGUAACAUUGAACAAACAAUAUCUCUAGUGGAAAAAAAAAAUUCUUGUGCGCAUAAAGAAUUUGCUAGUGUUAUCACAAUUUUGCAUUGUUUCUUUGUACUUGAGCAAAGUCAUAUUCAAAAUAUGAAGUUCUUUCUGAACAUCAUGAAACAUAGAUGAAGGAUAAUAUAUUUGUGCAGUGAAUGUGUAGUAACACUGAAUUCCACCCUCUAGGAUUAAGGAUAAUGUUGGAUAUCUAUAAUAAAAAAGGUAACUUGAGGAAUUUGCAUCAACUUGGCAGAGGCUUCGGAGGAACUGUCCAUUGACAUUACUUUUCUGUUUUGCUCCCCCUAUGCAGUAUUAUCGUCAUGGCAACAACUUCAGCUGUGACAAGAAACUAUAAUAAUAAAAGAAUUGCAGCUCUGGUUGACUGAAAGUUUUGAAUAAUGGCAUGCCUUACUGAGGAAAACUGUACAUAAUGUCUACAUGUCACAUCAAUCUACGGACUAUUUUUAAUGCAGAUUGAAGUCUGAAAUAUGCAGAAUGCCAGAGAGGUUAGAUUUCAGUGCCGCUGUUCAGGAAGCAGCCCUGUGCAUGCAACAGUGUGCGAUUGGAUGAUUCAGGCUCCUUAUUAGUGGCAACAGAGGAUGCCACAAUUCAUCUGAGAUACAUUUUGUUUGUUUGUUUUGUCCCUUUUCGCCUUGUUGACAUUUACACUGAUGGGGCUGUGAGCACAGUUAAAGAGCAGGCCGGCGGGUGGUAGCAGAAAAUAUGCACAGUCCUCUUUUGUUAUUUAACUUUUAACAAAUAAUAAUUAUAAAUGUAAAAGAGAAUUUAACAUGGGCACAGUUACUAACAUUGCUAUGUUUUCCUCCUUUAACUUUAUCGCUAAUAAUUCAUCUUCUGUGCCAUGAACAUUACUUUUCUAAUAUAAGUGCAUAUACAAAUGCGAUUAUGGAGCCAUUAUGGAAGCAGCCAUCAAGAUUUGAAAGCUAUUUUAGAAACGAUGCGCCUCAUGGAUAUUUCAAGACAUAGAAUUAUCCAGACAAGAAUGGGCAGAAAGUAAUUAUGGAUAAAAGCUGUUCAUGAUGUCUCCAGCCAUUUGACGUUUAAAGUGUAUAUUUGCUCGGAUGGUGGCUUGAGCAGCUGUUUGGUGAACUAUGAUUCACGACAAAUGAAUCCUACAGAAACGUCGACAUCAUGCUCGUAAGCCGAACAAGCUCAAAUGCAACCCUUGAAUUGCUGAAUUUUGCAUUGUUCUCUUAACGGCCUGCUGUAUUUCUUUUCAUAAUCUAAUAUGUUCUUCAUGUGGAAAAUGUACAAAUAAAUCAAUAAAAUAUUUUUUAAAACAGGAAA
This is a messenger RNA of Betta splendens (Siamese fighting fish), 5588 nucleotides long. It is a transcript of the gene rassf8b, whose product is annotated as Ras association domain family member 8b. Bases 1719 to 3023 code for a protein of 434 amino acids. Lineage: Eukaryota; Metazoa; Chordata; Actinopteri; Anabantiformes; Osphronemidae. Gene Ontology annotation, biological process: signal transduction. The transcript has 9 exons. The record is from RefSeq and is a predicted model, not a curated record.